Molecule: messenger RNA, 732 nt
Organism: Naegleria gruberi
Lineage: Eukaryota; Heterolobosea; Eutetramitea; Acrasida; Naegleriidae
Exons: 2
Coding region: 1-732 (243 amino acids)
Biological process (GO): intracellular protein transport; vesicle fusion
Cellular component (GO): SNARE complex; endomembrane system
Molecular function (GO): SNAP receptor activity; SNARE binding
Source: RefSeq, a predicted model, not a curated record
AUGAAGGAUAGUGAACAGUGGUUACUUGUUUUUAAUGAUGUUACAAAUGCGUUAAAUAUAUUAGGAGAGGAGGUUGAUAAAAGAAACAAAUUAUUUAAAACUUCUCCCAACUCUGGAGACUUGACAAAAAUCAGCUCGGAAAUCAGAAGACAAUUUAAAUCAAUUGAAAGAGUUUUAAUAGAUUUAAAGGAAACAUUACCAACAAUUGCAAAUGAAAUUUCUAAAAAGGAAGCAUUGAGAAGGAAGGACGAAUUACAAACACUAAUCCGAAAGGAACAAGAUUUUAAAAAGAUGUUUGAUAAUCCUGCAACUGCAAGAAAUGAGUUGUUUGAGGAUGAUGUACCAAUAAUUGUCAAAAAGAAUUAUUCAAGAGAUGAGGAACCAGAAUCAAUAAGAGAUUUGGAAGGUCAUCAGAUAUUAUCUUAUCAAAAGAAGGUAAUGGAUGAUCAGGAUAAGAGUUUGGAUGCUCUGAGUAAUGCCUUGUCCAGAACUAAACAAAUUGGAUUGAGUAUUGAUGAUGAAUUGGAUGAACAUACACGUUUAUUGGAAGAUAUUCAUGAAAAUGUAGAUAUUACUGAAUCUAAAAUCAAGGUUCAAACCAAAAAGAUGGUAAAUCUUGCCAAGAAGAACUCGUUCACUUGUUGGGGAAUUAUUAUAGCCGUCAUUUUAUUUGUAAUUAUUAUUGCCCUUUUGAUUGUGUUAUUUACAACCACAAAAUAUUUCACAAAAUAA